Molecule: messenger RNA, 963 nt
Organism: Sphenostylis stenocarpa
Lineage: Eukaryota; Viridiplantae; Streptophyta; Magnoliopsida; Fabales; Fabaceae
Source: the annotation of a GenBank genome assembly
AUGGAUAAGGUGGUGUGUGUCACCGGCGGCAGCGGCGCCAUUGGUUCAUGGCUCGUCCACCUCCUUCUGGAUCGCGGCUACACCGUUCACGCCACCGUGCAAAAUCUCAACGAUGAGGCCGAAACGAAGCAUCUAGAAGCCCUGGAUGGAGCUUCGGCGCGCCUCCGCCUCUUCCAGAUGGAUCUCCUCCACUACGACUCCAUCAUCGCCGCCGUGCGCGGCUGCGUUGGCGUCUUCCACCUCGCCUCUCCCUGCACUGUCGACCAAGUCCACGACCCCCAGAAGGAACUUCUGGACCCGGCUAUCAAAGGCACCGUGAACGUGCUCACAGCCGCGAAAGAAGCAGAGGUGCGGCGCGUGGUGGUCACGUCCUCCAUCUCCGCCAUUACUCCGAGCCCCAAUUGGCCCGGCGAUGUUCCCAAGAGGGAGGACUGCUGGACCGACGUUGAAUUUUGCAAGCAAAAGGGGUUGUGGUAUCCGUUGUCGAAGACUUUGGCCGAGAAAGCGGUUUGGGAUUUUGCGAAAGAGACUGGGUUGGAUGUUGUUGUGGUGAAUCCUGGCACUGUGAUGGGUCCUGUUAUUACACCGAGGCUUAAUGCAAGCAUGGUCAUGCUUGUGCGCCUUCUUCAAGGCUGUGAUGAUACAUAUGAGAACUUCUUUAUGGGAUCGGUUCACUUUAAGGAUGUAGCAUUGGCACAUAUUUUGGUGUAUGAGAACAAAUCUGCCGCUGGUAGGCAUGUGUGUGUUGAAGCUAUCUCUCACUAUGGUGAUUUUGUGGCCAAAGUUGCUGAACUUUAUCCAGAGUACAAUGUGCCCAAGAUGGAACUAGAUACCCAACCGGGAUUACUGAGAGUGAAGGAUGGAUCUAAGAAACUUAUGGAUUUGGGUUUGCAAUUCAUUCCAAUUGAGAAGAUUAUAAAGGACGCCGUAGAGGAUUUGAAGAGCAAAGGGUUCCUUUCAUAA